Molecule: messenger RNA, 2648 nt
Organism: Hermetia illucens (black soldier fly)
Lineage: Eukaryota; Metazoa; Arthropoda; Insecta; Diptera; Stratiomyidae
Product: putative metabolite transport protein HI_1104
Exons: 5
Coding region: 440-2020 (526 amino acids)
Biological process (GO): transmembrane transport
Cellular component (GO): membrane
Molecular function (GO): transmembrane transporter activity
Source: RefSeq, a predicted model, not a curated record
AGCUGCUAGAAUUAUAUGAAACAAACUUCUUCUGAUCAGUUGUUUCUUUAGUCCGGAAUCGAUCAGACGGUGGCAAGCUCAGCUCUUAUAAAUAAAUUAAUAAGAAUUAAAUAGAACUUAACACAUAGAAAGGGCUAAGAUACCCUUUUUCGCUUAAUAUAUACAAAAUGAUAGUUUAAAGACGAGCUGAGAGUUCUUAUCUCUAAAUAGUAAUAAUAAUAGUGUUAAAAGAAAUUAAAGCCUUGAAUAUAUUUUUAAAAAAAAGCAGUUAGUGAUCGAUUCCAGAAAACAAAACCACGUUGUGAUAUCGGUUUCUCGGAAAUUUAGAUAGUGAUUGUGCCAAAAAUAUAGAAUAUAUAUUUUUGGAAAAAAAUCCUGGAUAUAAAUUACUCCUCCUGCAGUCUCCUAUUGGAUCAUUAGAGAUACACCGAUAUAGACAAUGUUGCCGAUUGUGAAGAAACUGAGUGUCAUAUAUAACUGGUACGCCCUAGCUAUAGUGACCAUUGGUUACAUUUUUGGCGAAUUGGGCCACUACUUGAUUGGCGUAACAUCGAAACAAACAGCAAUUGAAUUGGAUUAUGGUGAUCAUGCUUGUCAGCAAAAUAACACAGACUUCACAAGACAUGAAAUACCAUUUCAAUGUGGUGCAAUAAUGAAUGAAACAGCAUGCUACGACCUCAAUGUGAAUGGGACACCGUACUGCGAGUGGAACUACAACGGACUCGGAAUCGAUUAUCAACUUUUAGCUGGUCCAAGUUUUAUCGCGGUGUUUACAAUCGCCGGAGUAUUCAUGGGAUUCGUAGCUGACAAAUUUAAUCGAGUUAAAAUGUUAACAGCCUGCACUCUAGUAUUUGCUGUUGCUAUUAUCCUUCAAGGUACCGUCAAGGAAUAUUGGCAACUCAUUCUUCUUCGUAUGAUUAUGGCAGCUGGUGAAUCAGGAUGCAAUCCAUUGGCACAAGGCAUCAUGUCCGAUAUAUUCCCUGAAGAUAAACGAGCCUUAGUCAUGGCCAUCUUCAAUUGGGGAAUUUACGGUGGAUAUGGUAUCGCUUUCCCAGUUGGACGUUACAUUACCAAAUUAAAUUUAUGGGAUUUGGGAUGGCGUGUAUGUUACUACGGAACUGGUGUUUUGGCCGUGCUUUUUGGAAUAUUAACCGGGACAACCCUGAAAGAACCAGAAAGACAAGCAAUUGGCGAACAAAAUGAAAACAAGUCUAGCCAGGAAAUCUCCCUCUGGAAAGUCUUAACACAACCAAGAAUGAUCCUUCUUAUGAUUGCCGCGUCCAUUCGACAUUGCGGAGGCAUGACUUUCGCCUACAAUGCUGAUUUGUACUAUAACACAUAUUUCCCAGACGUUGAUUUAGGAUGGUGGUUGUUCGCCGUAACCAUUGGUAUUGGAAGUAUUGGAGUCGUGGUUGGAGGAAUAGUAUCUGAUAAAAUUGUAGCUAAGAUGGGAAUCAAAUCGCGAGUUCUUGUUCUCGCUCUCAGUCAACUGAUCUCAACACCGCCUGCAUUCGGAUCAGUUUAUUUCGACCCUCUUUGGGCUAUGAUCACCCUCGGACUGAGCUACUUCUUCGCUGAAAUGUGGUUUGGAAUCGUAUUCGCUGUUGUUGUAGAAAUUGUUCCAGUCCAAGUACGAUCAACUACCAUUGGUGUAUUCUUGUUUGUGAUGAACAACAUUGGAGGCAACCUUCCAAUUUUGGUUGACCCAGUCGCUAAGGCUAUUGGAUAUCGAGGAUCGAUUAUGAUCUUCUAUGCUGGAUUCUAUGGAGUCAGUUCCAUUCUAUUCUUCAUCACCAUGUUCGUGAUGGAACCAAAACAAGAAGAGAAACCAAAAUCACCAGUGCCAAAGCACAGUCUUAACACCAUUUCACGGGACUUUGGACACGACAAUUCAACAUUCGCCGAUGAAACCGGAUCAGGACAUUUGGCCACUUUGAACGGGCACCGACAUCAACAUCGGAACGGAAAACCUAUUCCCACGCCGGAAACGUUCAAACCACUGGAGAGCAGCAGACUGUAAAGGGACGAAUGAUAUUUUAGGAAGUCAAAUACCAGAAAAAGAAAACUUCGAAAAAUUGUAACAAAUCGAAAUCAUGCAUGGCCAUUAAAUACGAGUAUCAUUCCUGAUGUCAUCUAGUAGUAGUUCAGGUCAUCCUGAUGUGUACAGCAUCCUGUAAAAAUCUAAAACUGCAAUUUAGGACUUAAUGAGUCUUUAACGUUACUUUUAUCUUUUAUUUUCGAACCUCAGUGUUACACUUGUAUUUAUAUCUUUUUUAAUUGUUAUCUUAUGGUAAAUAAUAGAUGAAAAUCUGUAUAGUUCGUUUAUACAAGAUACUUUUCAUCAAUCUCUUAAACGAGUAAUAACAAGCGUACGUUUUAUAUGGAUAACUUUUGUAAUCCUCAGAAUUAUCUAGGCUUAAGUAAGUGUUUAGUGUUUUAUAAUUUUUAAGUUUUGUGCUAGUAACAGACAAUGUGUAUUAAAAUGACGUCAUUUGAUUAGAAGCAUUGCUUAAUUGUUAAGAGUACAAAGAGGCAACUAGGACCAGCGGCUGGUUACAGUUAGGGGCGACAAAAUGAAUACAAUGUAAUGUGAUGUUUUGUAUGUACUUCAAAGAAUAACGACAAUAAAAUUGUGAAUAUUAUUUCUA